Messenger RNA from Neofelis nebulosa (Clouded leopard), 5742 nucleotides. It is a transcript of the gene FBXO46, whose product is annotated as F-box protein 46. Lineage: Eukaryota; Metazoa; Chordata; Mammalia; Carnivora; Felidae. The transcript has 2 exons. The record is from RefSeq and is a predicted model, not a curated record. The coding region runs from base 1597 to 3408 and encodes 603 amino acids. Gene Ontology annotation, molecular function: protein binding.
UUUCGUAAUGUGGAACUUUCGGUUGUAUUGUAGGGGUCUCCUUUGCGGUUUGAGAUGUCUGGUGGGUUUGCGAUUUGAGGAGCUCACGGAGAGACUUAGGAACAAAAUAAAGAAUCCAGGGGUACCGAUGCUGGAGCCAGAACGCCUGGGCUUUCGCCGCUUCAACUUCUUCCUACCUGUCUGACCCUCGAUUUGGGGUUAAACCUUUCUGUGUCUCAUCUGGACACAGGAACUAAUUAAUACGCUAACCUGCUUCAUCGGGACCGAGGAGGAUUAGCAGGAAUUGUUAGAACAGUAUCUAAUAAGCUCCAGCGAACACGCAAUAAGCACGUGUCAUUUGGGAGGAUUCUUUGGGAGGAUUUGGGGGUUUGGGGGACUUUGAAAAAUGUAAGGUUUGGGAUUAGUCUUACGUGUUAGGGAGCUUUUAUGUUUUAGGUGUUUUUGUUUUUUUUUUCAGUCGAAGGGCUUGUGUGGAAUUAGGAAAUACAUAUAGAGGUUUAGAAAGUAUUUGAAGGGGAGUAUAGGAUUUCAGGAGACUCCUCUUUUUGGGGUAUCUGUGAGGUUGGGAAAUCACUGUGAAUGUCGGAGUCCUUGGUAGACAUGGGAUUUGCGAGGGGUUCCUUGAGAUUGGAGCCUUCUGUGCUGGAGGGGAUAUUUAUAGGUUUAGGAAUUUAAAUUAGGUUUUGAGAGAGUCUGGAUAUUUGGGGGAAGGCAUAUAUUCCGAAGAUAAGGGUAGGGUCUGAAGGGAGGAUUUUAGAGGGCAGCCAAGUUGUAGAGUGAUCUGUAGAGCAUCUAUAGAAAAUGGUUUUUGCUAUGUUUGUGUGUCUAUUCCUGAGCAUUUGGAUGUAUUGAUGAAUGGUAGACUUCGUCUUCUAUAGGUUUUAGGGGUUGUAUGGUGAUUCUUGUUUGAAACAAAGAACUGGGAUUUCAGCAGGGGUUGUAAGUAUUUGAGGGGAAGGUGGGAUCAUGGAUUAUGAGGGAUAAGUAUUUUUAGGCUUAGGACUCUCUUUGUGACUGGUGUCUGUGGGUGUUUGGAGGCUGUCUGAAUUUUGAAUGCUGUCCACAGGACCAUGAAAUGAUGGAAUUUUUAGUGGUGUCUGUGGAAUUGCCUGAAUUUAGAAUUCAGGACCCCUGGAAUAGUCUGUAGCGCAGGGGUCAGCUGACUUUUUCUAUAAAGGGCCAGAUAAUGAGUAUUUUAGACUUUGCAAGGCCGUAUGCCCUCUGUUGCAACUAUUCUGCCAUUGUAGUAUGCAAGCAGCCAUAAAUAGAUGAGCAUGUUUCAGUAAAACUUUAUUUGCAGAGACAGGCAAUGGGCUGUAGUUUGCUGACCCUUGGUCUAUGGGGACGUGGGAGGUUGGAGGUUUGGGGAGGUUGGAGGUUUGGAGAGUAUUUUGGUUUCAAGAUGCCUGGAGGGAGAUGGGCCCAGGGAAUGAUUGAGACGGAGGGAUGUGCUGCCUGGUGGUCCCGCAGUGCAAAGCGAUCACGUCAGACUCAGUGGCAGAAUUGUCUCCAGAGUGGCCUGCGGAGCCUCCCCCGACCAUCCGGGCAGGUCCUGAAAUGCGGUGAACCCCGGCCUGUCUGCUACCGUUUCCCAGGAUGGACCGCAGCGGCCUCCUGCCCUUCCAGCUCUGGUGCCCCCGGCCCUUUGGCACCUACUCCCAGAAUCAGCCGCGCCCCCCUGCCGCGGCCCUCAAGCCAUCAGCCUGCCCGGAGCCGGGCAGCGGGGCCGAGCCAGACCACGGGCCUGCCCACUCAGAGAACACCCCGCCCACCUUGGCCACGGAGGCCCCUGCCUCCCAGCCUGCCCCGCUCCUCUCCGCAGCAGCUGCUGGCGAUGAGGGGCGAGUCCUGCUGGACACGUGGUACGUGAUCAAGCCCGGGAAUACAAAGGAGAAGGUGGCCUUCUUUGUGGCCCACCAGUGUGGGGGGGGCAGCCGGGCCAGCUCCAUGAAGGUCAAGGGGCACUGGGGCAGUGACAGCUCCAAGGCCAAGCGGAGGAGGCGCUGUCUUGAGCCUACUAAGGCUCCACCGGACCCAGGGGGCCGAGAGGGGCCCCCUGCCGCUGAAGGGGCCCCAGCCUCAGCUGGUGAGGAUGUAGACCUGCUCUCUGUGGCCGAGAUGGUGGCCCUGGUGGAACAGCGGGCCGCCCUGGCCCUGCAGAACUACCCACGCCCCGGCACCCCGGCGCCUGUGGUCUUCGUGUCGGCUGAGCAGGGUGGGCCUGCCAAAGGGCUGGGGUCCGAGCGGAGGUCUGGUGGCGGGGACUGCAGCCGCGUAGCUGAGGCAGUGGCCCACUUUGAGGCCCAGCGGGACAGCCCUCCAGCCAAAGGCCUCCGCAAAGAGGAGCGGCCUGGGCCCGGCCCAGGGGAGGUGCGUAUCGCCUUUCGCAUCUCCAACGGCCGAGAGCCCCGGGCGCCCGACGGCAGCUUGCCCAACGGGAGCAGCGGCCGGCCCGGUUGUGCCUACCCCGGCAGCCCAGGCCCCGGGGCCCGAGCCAAGGACAAGAUCACCUGUGACCUGUACCAGCUUAUCAGCCCCUCUCGGGAUGCCCUGCCCAGCAAUGUGGAGUUCCUUCUGGCUCGGGCGGAUGAAGCCAGCGAGGGGGAGAGCCCGGUCCCUGCCAGGCCUGAGGACACUCCUCCGGCGCCCCCUCCGCCCCCUGCCCGGGACUGCGGCGCGUCAGGCUUCCACGUGGACGUGGUAGUGACGGGUGUGGUGGACGAGUGCAUCUUCUUUGGCAAGGAUGGCACCAAGAAUGUGAAAGAGGAGACGGUGUGCCUGACGGUCAGCCCCGAGGAGCCGCCCCCACCGGGCCAGCUCUUCUUCCUCCAGUCCCGGGGUCCGGACGGGCCCCCCGAGCCGCCCCCAGCCGACUCCCCCACCACCGCGCCAGGCCCGGACGACGCCGAGGGGACAGCGGACACCUCCCUGUGCCGCCUGUAUCGGCACGUGUCGCACGACUUCCUGGAGAUCCGCUUCAAGAUCCAGCGGCUGCUGGAGCCGCGGCAGUACAUGCUGCUGCUGCCCGAGCACGUGCUGGUGAAGAUCUUCAGCUUCCUGCCCACGCGGGCCCUGGCGGCCCUCAAGUGCACCUGCCACCACUUCAAGGGCAUCAUUGAGGCGUUCGGUGUGCGGGCCACAGACUCGCGCUGGAGCCGCGACCCCCUGUAUCGCGAUGACCCUUGCAAGCAGUGCCGCAAGAGAUACGAGAAGGGUGACGUGUCGCUCUGCCGCUGGCACCCGAAGCCCUACCACCACGACCUGCCUUAUGGACGUUCCUACUGGAUGUGCUGCCGCCGAGCGGACCGCGAGACGCCUGGCUGCCGCCUGGGUCUGCACGAUAACAACUGGGUGCUGCCCUGCAACGGGCCGGGCGGGGGCCGGGCCGGCCGGGAGGAAGGGAGGUGAAGCCGGGGGAGGGGUGGGGGGAGAGCCCACCGUGCCCACCCCUCCCCCUGCCCCCUGGGAGCCCAGGGCCAGGACUGGGUCACCCUCCAGGCGGUGUUGAUCCCCUUCCAGAACCGAGAUGGGGUUCAGGGGGAUGAUUGAGAAGGCACUCCGAUCGACCGACCCCUAUUGGUUUUCUACUCUUCAGACCCAGGGCCCGUGGACCCCGCGAGCAGGGUGGUUUUUAUCAGCAUCUCAAUUUCUUCUCCGUUCAGCCCCAACACCCUCCUUGCCACUCUACACCCCAGGGACCUACCAGCAGGGAGCAGACGGCAGCUAAUUUUGGUACUACUUAAGGGUUCCCCCAUUCUGGCCCCCUUCUGCUGCACCCCCGCCCCCAUCCCAUGCCAGCCAGUUCUUUGUCUCUGGAGCUGUGUUCUCCCAAGAGGCUGCAGCAUGCAAAGCCAGUAUCUCUCCUGACCUGCCACACCAGGGCUCACCCACCUCCUCUUUAGGAAUUGGGGGCCAUCAGAUCACAGAUCAGAUGUGGCACUUUUCAUGGCAACCUGCCAUUUCUAGAUGUUUUCCCCAUUAAAACAAUAAAAAAAAAAAAAUCACUGUUUUCUUAACCUAAAGCUACCAGUCUCUUCGCUUCCCCUAAAGAAGAGAAAAUAAAGCUGAAAUAUAAAAAUUCCCCAUCUCCCAUUAUUUAAACUAUUGCCAUCGCUUCUCUACCCCCCCCCCCAAAAAAAAAAAAACUGUGAAGCCCUUUGCCUCGCUCUUGACAGCGUGGGGGGCCGGUGGGCAGGGACUGUGGGUUUGAAUUUCCGGAUUGUUUUUCCUUCCAUUCUGGGUACUUGUUCAGGCAUUGGGGUCUCUCCAGCCUCAGCCACGUGAGUUUCUUUAGAAUCCUUUGGUCACCUGAGACCUUGAUUUUUCAGGCAGUUUGGCCUGGGGUAUUUUCAUUUGUUCUGUUUGGGGUUUUUUGUGGGGGUUUUUUUGGGUUUUGGAUUUUCAUCCUUGUGGUUCUGGAAGCUUCUGGUGUGUGGCAUCUGACCAGUUUUGAAUUGGUCCUUUCUAUAAAAUCAAUAUUUAUAAGGCUGGGCCCGGACUGGUUUGUGUGUUGUUUAGGGAGGGGGUUGGAGAGAGGAGGGAGCCCUGGGCCACUGCAUGGUGAGCUGGAAAAGACUGAGAAAAGAAUCGUUAGCCAAGUCCCUUAGCUUGAGAUUGUUUUUGACUCUCCUUCGUCUGUGUCCAUUUGGAUUCAAAAAUCUCAACGUUAUUAGUAGCUUAAACAAGAUAGUUUUUAUCUCUUUAGAAAUCCAGGAUGGGCAGGUACGGUGGCCCUGAAGUCAUCAGGAACCCAGGCUGCUUCUGGCUCACUAUUCUUUGGCUGUGGCCCCCAUCCUCAUGGUCUAAGAUGGCUGCUAGAACUCCAGCCAUCAUUAUUUUGCAGGAAGAGAAGACUCCUUCCUCCCAGAACUACUGCGCCAUACAACAUUUCAUUAGUCACAGCUUAAGCCACAUGGAAGGGCUGCAAGGGAGACUGGGAAAUGUUGUGCCUUAGCUGGUACAUCAUGCCCAACAACAAAAAAGGUAUUUUACUAAAGAUUCCUGUGUUCCCCAUAAUUGAAGCUUUAAAAUCCUCACUUAUUUACUAAAUAAGAAGAGGAAUUAAGUCAUUGAAACAAUUCAAGUAUAAAGGAAGAGAGAAGAAUGGAUAUUGAGAGCCAAUUAACAGUCUCUGGCAUUCUCAUCAGGGUAUAAAAAUGACCGGAGAGACUAGGCUACAUCACGGUCGUUAUUUAAUACUUAGAUUUUGGAAUCAAAGAGAGCUGGGUUUGAUUCUUGGCUUGGCUUUGUGAGCCAGUUUUCUGGAGGGAGAGACCAGAUUAUUUGGAUUCUUCUGCUGAAAAGAGGUAGUUAAAAAGUCGUAAAAGCAUCAAAUAGCCAAUAUAACACAGUUAAAGGACACAUCACGCCAGAAAUUUAAGGGAAAGGUACAUGGGACAUGGAAGCUACUUUUGCUCUGAGGGCAUUUGCUUAUGCCAACAAACUUGAGUUGUCCUUGAAGGACAAGCAGACAGAAGUCAAGGCCAAGCCUGCCCAAGGUGGGAAAUCUCACAGGAGCUGGGAUCCCACCAAACUACAAGCUCCAGUAAGGAUGACCCAGAAGACUGCAGAGAAGAUGUUCUAAACACUGAGGGGAGGGGCGCCUGGGUGGCUCUGUCAGUGAAGCACCCGACUUUGGCUCAGGUCAUGACCUCACAGUUCGUGAGUUCAAGCCCCGUGUUAGGCUCUGUGCUGACAGCUCAGAGCCUGGAGGCUGUUUGAGAUUCUGUGUCUCUCUCUCUC